CUCUCAACUCCUCAUGUUUUGGGGUUAGAUUCUGAACUCUCUAAGACUGAAUUCGUCUCUAUAUUGAGAGAGAGAGAGAGAGAGAGUGUGUGUGGGUGUGGGAGGAGCUCUCUGGUAGGUGGCUAGUGAUGGGGUUGUGGGGACUGCUGGUUUUGGUGGGCAUCCUCCAUGUCCAUGGCUGCCUCGCUGCUCUCAAGGGAGGAGGAAAUCUCGACCUUGGCCCUAACUCCCAACGCAACCAGCGCACACUCUCCUCCACUACCACCCUCCUCUUCCCCCUCGUCGGCGAUGUUCAUCCUACUGGGGUCUAUUAUGUCUCUAUUGACAUUGGGAAUCCUCCAAAGCCAUAUUUCCUCCAUGUGGACACUGGAAGCGAUCUCACAUGGCUCCAAUGUGAUGCCCCCUGUCGCAGCUGCUCCAAGGGGCCACACCCAUUUUACAGGCCAACAAAGAACAAGUUGGUCUCCUGCAAGGACCCACUCUGCAUAUCUCUAAAGUCCCUACGCAGUUAUCCAUGCGAUGACCCUACCCAACAAUGUGAUUAUGAGAUCGAAUAUGCAGAUCAUGGCUCCUCUCUUGGUGUUCUUGUUCGUGAUUCUUUCCACAUACGCAUCACCAAUGGCUCCCUCAUCCAUCGCCAUCUUGCAUUUGGGUGUGGAUAUGAUCAGCAAGGUUCCCAGGCUACUUCCACCACUGAUGGAAUUCUCGGCCUUCGUAAUAGCGAUUCAGGCAUUGUUUCGCAGUUUUGGAAUCAGGGUGUAAUCAGAAAUGUCAUAGGCCAUUGCAUCGAUGGCCAACUUGGGAGGGGGUACCUCUUCUUAGGGGAUGAUCUGGUUCCUUCUUCGGGAAUGACAUGGGUCCCCAUGACUCAGAGUUAUCUAAGGAAAUACUACUCCCCGGGAUGUGCAAACAUUCUAUUUGGUAGGGAUGUCCUAAGUGACAGAUAUUUUGAUGUUAUUUUCGACAGUGGAACCUCCUUCACAUACUUCACUUCUCUGGCUUACCAAGCUCUCAUAUCAAGAUUGAGGAAGGAUCUUGCCAAAACAUCUUUGAAAGAACUCCCCAUCGGCCCACAUUCAACGCUUCCCCUAUGUUGGCGAGGAACCAAAGCUUUCAAGUCUCUUUCUGAGAUCAAGGGCUACUUCAAACCUCUUGUAAUGAACUUCAAAAAUGGCAAGAGAGCUCGAUUUGAAAUAUCCCCUGAAGGUUUCCUUAUCAUUACGUCACAAGGUAACGUAUGCUUGGGGAUAUUGAAUGGCAGUGAAGUUGGGUUGCUAGAUCAUAUUUUAAUUGGAGACAUAUCUCUGCAUGGAUACCUGGUAGUUUACGACAAUGAAAAUCAUCAGAUUGGCUGGGUUCCUCAAAACUGCAACAGGCUUCCGAAGUUGGAGGGAAAUGGCUUUGGGGAUCUAUUCUCUAGGCCUUAUGCCUCCGAUAUGGGGAUCUUCAGUGGAGACCAACUGCAAUGCCCUGCCACUCCUACUCGUGAAAGAUCAAAUACAAGUAGGAGGAAAUCAGAAGGAUAAUUGUAGGGAACUUGCAGAUUCAUGUUUUUUUUUUUGUCUUCUUAUGUACACAUGUCAACACCAAAAAUGAGGCAAAAGAAAGCUCUCAAUAUAUUGCAAAAUACGCAAUCCAUAGUGUAAAACAAUGUUGUAGGAAUAAAAGCUAUGUGAGUUCUACAGACUUGGAUUUAUUGAA
This is a messenger RNA of Amborella trichopoda, 1701 nucleotides long. RefSeq names its product aspartic proteinase Asp1. The record is from RefSeq and is a predicted model, not a curated record. Gene Ontology annotation, biological process: proteolysis. Lineage: Eukaryota; Viridiplantae; Streptophyta; Magnoliopsida; Amborellales; Amborellaceae. Gene Ontology annotation, molecular function: aspartic-type endopeptidase activity.